UCUGCGAGGCCAGAGCUGUCCCCGUCCCUGGGGAGGGGACAAGGGUGGGGAUCUGUCCCCAGCCCCCAGCACGGCGAAGCUUGGCCAGGUCCUCACCGGGCAUGGGGACAGUGACAAAUCCCCCUCAGGACGCACCCCCGGAGGGACAUUUCCAGUUCCGUGUCAUCGUCCUGGGGGAUGCGGCGGUGGGGAAAUCCUCGCUGCUGCGCUGCUUCGCCGAGGGUGGGGACAGCGUGGGGACAGCCACCCCCUGUCCCACCAUCGGGGUGGAGUUCUACAGCCGCACUGUCCCCCUGCCACCCGCAGGCAGGGCCAAGCUGCAGCUCUGGGACACGGCCGGACAGGAGAGGUUCAGGUCCAUCACGAGGUCCUUCUACCGGAGUGCAGCGGGGGUUCUGCUCGUGUUCGACCUCACCAACCGAACCUCCUUCGAGCACGUCCCCGAGUGGCACCGCGAAGCCACCGCCGGUGACCGCCCCCCCGCCUGCGUCCUGGUGGGACACAAGUGUGACCUGGUGGCCCAGAGAGCUGUGACAGCCGAGGAGGCCGGGGAGCUGGCUGCCACCUUGGGCAUGGCCUUCGUGGAGACCUCAGUUCGGGGCAACCUCAACGUGGAAUUGGCUUUCCAGACCCUGGCCGAGGGCAUCCAGGGGGCUGCGGGGGGGCUCGUUCCUCACCAGGGCUCUGGUGGCAUCAGGGUCAUCCCCAACCACAGCCCCCGCCCGCCCCCACCACGGGGGGAGCCCUGGGAGCGCUGCCGGUGCUGAUGGGGACAGUGGGGACGUGGGACCCUCCUGGGGGGAUGCUUUUCCCCUAGGACAUGCGUGGGGCUGCGUGUCCGUGUCCCCGUCCCCCUUGGGGCUCAUUUCGAGCCUUCAUUUGAGGGGUCUGGAAAAAAAAAAUCCCGAUGUUUGGAAGAAACCUGAGCUUUUCCCACUCGCAAUAAAGGCCGUGGGCAGGGCAGGGACACCUGAGGAGGCUUUUCCUCUGGGACAUGCGUGGGGCUGCGUGUGCCCGUGUGCCCGUCCCCUUUUGAGCUCAUUUUGA
Molecule: messenger RNA, 1047 nt
Organism: Calypte anna (Anna's hummingbird)
Lineage: Eukaryota; Metazoa; Chordata; Aves; Apodiformes; Trochilidae
Product: ras-related protein Rab-42
Exons: 2
Coding region: 102-767 (221 amino acids)
Cellular component (GO): Golgi membrane
Molecular function (GO): GTPase activity; GTP binding
Source: RefSeq, a predicted model, not a curated record